CUUCCUGACUCAGAGCAACUGCCUGACUUGGAACAACCGCAGCAUUUUGGAAGAUAGCCAGCAGCAGAGGUGUUAGACGAAACAUCAGCCAGACAAGAGUGCAAGGCCGGCUGUAUGCAUGUACAUAGCAACGACUGCAGUUUCCAUUACGCUCAGAGCUGGUUCCCAUUGAAGUGGAUUCAUAUUCAUCCAACUAAUCGUCUAAAAGACACAUAGUGUUAGUAGCCAUCUGUCUCUUCCAGACAGUUGUCUCAGCUCCGAGAGAUUCGGAAUGCGCGCUUCGAAGGCAUAGCUAGCCUCGCGCGUUUUUAGACUUCAAAUCUGUUUGCAUUAUUGACUUAACGUUGGCGCUAUCGCGACAGCAAGUUAAUGCUAGAAACCAUGUGUCCGUCUGAGUUUAAACCCCUCGGAUCCAGCAUUCGCAGCACAAACACCGGCGUCGUCGGUGUGAUAAGCAGCUGCUGGUCCACGCUAACUCCCGGAAAGCUCCUUCCAGGCGACGUUAUUCUUAAGCUUCGGUCUGUUUGCGUCAGUCAGUGCCAUGACGCACAUCCGGCGAUCAGUCAAGUUCGCAGCCUGCGGUUGCUGGUUGAGAUGGUCACAAUGGGAUGUGCCGUUGGCGCGUUCAGCGGAAGAAAGGCUAUUCUGACGGUGCUUCGAGGGACCAGCAAACUCGACAUAGCGGUGGAUAUUUCGCCGUCAGCCCUACUAGAAGUCGCAUCUCAAGCCAUUGCGGCUGAAGCAGCGAUGUCCGGUUUCCCGUCGGUCCUGAGAUUCGACCGUCCGUCUCCUUCCGGUUCAGGCAUUUUCCAGGGUGUGACUAUAGCGGAGGGCAGCCACGAGCUGUUCGCUCCGCUCGCCAGACGAACAGAGGCCACGAUUCUCCGCGCCGAGCGGGUCAAAACGCUGAGACAAGCCAGCGAGAUGCCAAAGCCGCGUUCUGUGAUUCGUCCAAAGCAGCAGAUCCCAAAACAUGCAUGCCAGCAGAAUCCGGGUACCAGAGGAAAGCCUAGGGCGGCACAGGUGUGGAGUCCCAUGACUGGAUGCUGUAACGAGUGUGAUCUAGACCCACUGGGAUGCUGUAGGAGAUGCGACUGCUGGCCCGCUUACUGGACUGGCUCUCCGGGUGUGCUGGCUCGUAACGGACAGCCUGCUGGGAAGGAGGAGAUUAGGCAGGAAGACAUCACUCCUCCGGGCAUCAGUCGUGACGAAUUCACGGACUCGGAGCAGGUCGAUGGGGCUUGUGCUGGAGGAGACUCGAAUGAGCCACUGUACAGGCCGCUGUGGGUGGAGUUUGGUCACUGGAAGCAACGGCAGGUCGAUGAGCUGGCAGCAGGAGGACAUGGCAACGAAGAUGCGUGCCAGGAAGCUGCUGUGGGGUGAGUGGAGGACGGUAGGAGCCCUGGUGGCUGGAGUGCUUGGACUGAACUGACUCAGCCGUGCAGACCCUUCAGCUUCCUACUUUCAAGCAUACAAGGGUAGGUGAGUUCACUACUAUUGGUUCUCCCCCCCUAACGCUUCUGACUCGCCUUCAAGCGACUGAAGACCAGCCAGGGUGCCCUGGCUGCAAACUGGCAUGCAAUGAAGCCUCCAAACAGGACCCUUGCAACUGGUCAUCUUUGACCCAGCUAAAAGGCUCUCAGCCUCUCCUUUUGCCUUCACAAGGCAGCUGCUCAUGGUAAGCCAGGCACCUGAUGACGCCUGUCAUUGUCAUGCGUUGAUAUUGCUAGCUUUGUGAAUGCAAAAGGAGAAGCUUAUUUCAAUUGUCUAUUCGUUCUCCUUAGAUCUUUUCUGUUCUAUACUCGUUAACCCGAAUUCU
This is a messenger RNA of Closterium sp. NIES-67, 1819 nucleotides long. The record is from the annotation of a GenBank genome assembly. NCBI's taxonomy places the organism in Eukaryota, Viridiplantae, Streptophyta, Zygnematophyceae, Desmidiales, Closteriaceae.